Messenger RNA from Erigeron canadensis, 1814 nucleotides. RefSeq names its product glucose-6-phosphate 1-dehydrogenase 6, cytoplasmic-like. The coding region runs from base 39 to 1538 and encodes 499 amino acids. Gene Ontology annotation, biological process: glucose metabolic process; pentose-phosphate shunt, oxidative branch. Lineage: Eukaryota; Viridiplantae; Streptophyta; Magnoliopsida; Asterales; Asteraceae. The record is from RefSeq and is a predicted model, not a curated record. The transcript is spliced from 14 exons. Gene Ontology annotation, cellular component: cytosol. Gene Ontology annotation, molecular function: NADP binding; glucose-6-phosphate dehydrogenase activity.
AUAUGUGCUGUGAUUAGUGCAUCGACCAAGUGUUAACGAUGAGUGAAGGGACCUCGGGUGAUUCUGGUUGUCUUUCAGUUACUGUGUUGGGGGCUUCUGGUGAUCUUGCCAAGAAAAAGACUUUCCCUGCACUCUUUCAUCUAUACCGCCAGGGAUUUAUCGAAUCACAUGAUGUGCAUAUUUUCGGCUAUGCUAGGAGCAAAAUGUCGGAUGAUGAUUUGAGAGACCACCUCAAGGGAUACCUUACACCAUGCAAAGGUUGUGAAGAAACACAUGAGGAGUAUGUAUCAAAGUUUUUACAAUUGAUCAAAUAUGUAAGCGGCCCUUAUGAUGCCGAGGAGGGAUUUCAGUUGUUGGACAAAGAAAUAUCAGCAUACGAAAUGUCAAAAGAUAAGACAGGAGGAGCAUCCAGAAGACUCUUCUACUUUGCUCUUCCGCCAUCUGUAUAUCCACCAGUCUGCAAAAUGAUCAAGAAGUUUUGUAUGAGCAAAUCUGAGGGUGGGUGGACACGGGUUAUCGUUGAGAAGCCAUUUGGGAGGGACUUGAAUUCAGCUGAAGAACUGAGUACACAGAUAGGAGAACUGUUUGAUGAAUCACAGAUUUACCGUAUCGAUCAUUACUUAGGAAAGGAAUUGGUGCAGAACUUGCUGGUACUUCGUUUUGCUAAUCGCUUAUUCUUGCCACUAUGGAACCAUGCCAACAUUUCAAACGUACAGAUUGUAUUUAAAGAAGAUUUUGGAACUGAAGGUCGUGGUGGAUACUUCGACGAAUAUGGAAUCAUUAGAGACAUCCUUCAGAAUCAUUUGCUCCAGGUGCUUUGCCUGGUUGCAAUGGAGAAGCCCGUUUCUUUAAAGCCAGAGCAUAUUCGAGAUGAGAAAGUGAAGGUUCUCCAAUCUGUUCUCCCAAUUAAAGACGAAGAAGUUGUGAUUGGACAAUAUGAAGGAUAUCGAGAUGAUCCCACAGUUCCUAAUGAUUCAAACACACCCACCUUUGCAACUAUGGUUCUUCGAAUUCACAAUGAAAGAUGGGAAGGUGUUCCCUUUAUACUGAAGGCCGGAAAAUCAAUGAAUUCAAAGAAGGCUGAAAUCAGAAUCCAAUUUAAGGAUGUUCCUGGCGAUAUAUUCAAUUCAAAGAACAAAGGGAGGAAUGAGUUUGUCAUUCGACUGCAACCUUCAGAAGCCAUUUACAUGAAGCUAACAGUCAAGGAACCCGGUCUGGAAAUGAAAACGACUGUGAGUGAACUAGACUUAUCAUAUCGACAACGAUAUCAAGAGGUUGUCAUUCCAGAGGCGUAUGAACGCCUGAUUCUUGACACAAUACGGGGUGAUCAACAACAUUUUGUUCGCAGAGAUGAGCUCAAGGUGGCCUGGGAGAUCUUCACCCCAUUACUGCACAAAAUAGAUAACAAAGAAAUGCAAUCACUUCCAUACAAGCCCGGAAGCAGAGGCCCAGAGGAAGCAGAUAAAUUGGCCGAAAAGGUCGGAUAUGUUCAAACCCAUGGCUAUGUAUGGAUUCCGCCAACAUUAAGUAAAGUUUAAGUCAAUCACUUGAAGCAUACAUGAUGGGUGUUACACUCUAUAUAGUCUAACCCAUUGGUGCACCAUCUAAUCCAUCUGCGCCACAUUUUUUGAAAUAAGAUUCACUCCUCAAUUCGCUCAUCUCUUAAUAAGUUUAAAAUUAGUGUAGACUAAGUACUAUGUUUCAUGUGUUUUUUGUUUGGAAACUAUAUAUUCGUUAGUAUUCAAUAAUUUAUCAUAUGAUUACAUUCUCAAAGGAUGUAUAGGAUGUUACAUUUGUUUUCCCGUUAUUAUGAC